CGAAAUACUUCAUGUCAGUGGUAAGUAUAAGUUACCAAAUUUAAAAAGACAAAAAAUUCAAAAAUGUCUUCAGCUUCAUUUACAACACCUGCUACAGAUACAACUACUCCAAUCUUACCAGAAAAGAAAUUAAAACCAUGUUGUGCAUGUCCUGAAACUAAGAAGGCGAGAGAUACUUGGUAGGUGUGAUUUGUUACUCAAUACUGUUAGUAUAUAAAAUAUACCCUGAUAUUGUAACAGUUUAUACCCACUGACCCACAUUGCAUCAUUUAUGUUUGUUUUCUUAUAGUAUAAUUGAAAACGGCGAAAUGGAAUGUCAAAGUUUGAUUGAGGCUCACAAACAAUGCAUGAGGCAACAUGGUUUUAAUGUUUAACAUUUCCCAUUAAAUGGUAUGCUUGUCUGUGAAUAAAUCGAAACAAACACAUAUUACACAAUUUAUACACAAC
Messenger RNA from Paramuricea clavata, 447 nucleotides. NCBI's taxonomy places the organism in Eukaryota, Metazoa, Cnidaria, Anthozoa, Malacalcyonacea, Plexauridae. The record is from the annotation of a GenBank genome assembly.